CUCUCUAUAAAGAGGGAAAAAAAGGGGAAAGAGGAGGUAUAGCGCGUUAAAAGUGGAAACUUCACUCAGUUUUCCUUGCCACAUUUGACCAAAUUCUUUCUGUCAAAAAAUCUCAUUUAUUUUCUUCAAAUUUCCUCAAGAACAACAUUUUGGAAAAAAAAAAAGGAAAUCAGUGACACUGUGGAGGAGUGUGAGGCAAAAACCCCCUCACACCCAAAAAUUCCCUUAUAAAAACCCCUCUAUAUUCUUUCAAAUUCCUUCCCCUUUUUCUUCCCUUUUUAUUCUAGCUUAGAAUCACUGCUUAAAUUCUGUCAAUUUGUAAUCUUGGGUAGAAAUUCAAAGAAAUUUUUGAAUUUCAAGUUCAAUUUAUCUGGGUUUUGAGGGAAUUUUGUGGGUUUAAUUUGAUGGGUAUUUCUUAAUAUAAUAACCUUUUUUAUGGGAUCUUCAACUUCAAGUUGAGUUCUUUUUCUUCUUUAAAAGGGUUCUUCUUUUUUCUUUCAUGGCAUGUUUGAACAAAACUUAUAAUAAUAGGAAUUAUAAUAAUAAUUUCUGGGUGAAAGAGCAAAAAGCUUGUGCUUUCUCUUUUAGUUGAAGACUGUAUAAUUCAAAUUUGUGAGACUUGGGACUUCAGAUGAUCCAACAAGCAUGAGAUUUUUCCAAUUGAUUUCUCUCCUCUUCUUGCUAUUCACAUCCCAGAUAGCACAUUGGAAAGUUAAUGCUUUCACUGGAACUUAUGGCAUAAAUUACGGAAGAAUUGCUGACAAUAUCCCGUCACCAGAGAAAGUUGUCCAGCUUCUGAAAGCUGCAAAGAUACGAAAUGUUAGGAUAUUUGACUUUGAUCACAGCGUGCUUCAGGCCUUCAGCGGGACUGGGCUUGAGUUAGUUGUUGGACUUCCAAACGGUUUCCUCAAAGACAUGAGUGCAAAUGCAGACCAUGCAAUGAGUUGGGUCAAAGACAACAUUCAACAGUUUUAUCCUCGAACUCGUAUUGUUGGUAUUGCUGUUGGAAAUGAAGUAUUUGGGAAUGAUCAAGAGCUCUGGGGAAGCCUUUUAGGUGCAGUUCAGAAUAUUUAUAAUGCAACAAAAAGUCUCCAUCUUGAUCAUAAAAUUCAAAUUACCACGUCCCAACAUUUCGGUGUUUUUGAUAAUUCUUACCCUCCAUCCAAUUGUACGUUCAGAGAUAAUAUGAAGGAAUACUUGAAACCACUUUUGGACUUCUUUUCAAAGAUUGGUUCUCCUUUCUGUUUAAAUGCCUAUCCUUUCCUGACCUACAUGAGUGAUCCAAAACACAUUGAUGUAAAUUAUGCUCUUUUUGAGAAGAAUGCAGGCAUUAUUGACUCGCAAACAAAACUCCAUUAUGACAAUCUGCUUGAUGCUCAGAUUGAUGCAGCUUAUGCUGCUCUGGAAGAUGCUGGUUUUAAGAAGAUGGAGGUGAUAAUUACUGAGACUGGUUGGGCAUCUCGUGGGGAUCCAAGUGAAGAAGUUGCCACUCUAGAAAAUGCGAGGACAUACAAUUUUAAUCUGCGGAAGAGGCUAGCUUUGAGGAAGGGAACUCCUAUGAGGCCAAAAAUUAUGCUUAAAGCUUAUGUGUUUGCCAUGUUUAAUGAGAAAGACAAACCCGGGCCAAAUUCGGAGAGGAAUUUUGGGCUGUGGAAACCUGAUGGCAGCAUCUCAUAUGAUGUUGGAUUUCCUGCAUUGAAGUCAUCAGCUGUAGCUACUUCACCCUUUUCAAUGAAGGACAACCCUUGUGGCAGAAUGUGGGGUUGGCUUCUGUUUAUCCAUUUAUUUCGGAAAGGAAGGAUAUACGAGUUCAAGGUCGGUUAACCCCGUACUUCACCAUAUUUACAACCUGUAUGAUGAUAUUGUUUCUCCUCUUGAGAUCAUGAUAUAGCAGCAGAUGUUACUCAGAUUCGGGUAUCUGUGUUAGACACUUAUAUGUGUCCAAGUGUCCGACACAAUUGCUCUAUGAAGAAUUUUCAUGAUUUUUGGCAAAAAAAAUGAAGUAUUAAAGUAUCUAUACCAUGUCAGAGAGUCGAAGAUCCAACACAGCAACACGGGUACUUUGAUUAAAAUAGGAAGUCCAAGUAACUUAGGCAAUAUGAAUCUUCAUUAAAGAGUUAAACAAACAUCAGGUAUUCUUCGUGUGUUCAGUAAACUAUCUGCUGUGCUAAUAUAAAUCAUGUUUGAUCAUGUUUCCAGCAGCCACAGAGGAUUUUUGUAACUAUUGAAAUGCUUGCUAGAUUAUGCUGAUAAUUUUUGUCGAGUUCAGCAGUAAAUAACUAAAUAUCAUUUCCAAUUAGAGAAUUUUAAUAAAAUCGCCCUCUUUCCUCUGUUUAGAAUUACCAACUGCUUCUUAGCUGUCAGACUGUGAAAUGUUGAUCGUUUAGCCCUAUGAGUUGGAUGCAAAAGUCUACUGCAUGACUAUUUUUCUUUUGCA
Molecule: messenger RNA, 2437 nt
Organism: Beta vulgaris subsp. vulgaris (sugar beet)
Lineage: Eukaryota; Viridiplantae; Streptophyta; Magnoliopsida; Caryophyllales; Amaranthaceae
Product: glucan endo-1,3-beta-glucosidase 14
Exons: 4
Coding region: 646-1824 (392 amino acids)
Biological process (GO): carbohydrate metabolic process
Cellular component (GO): plasma membrane
Molecular function (GO): hydrolase activity, hydrolyzing O-glycosyl compounds
Source: RefSeq, a predicted model, not a curated record